AACAUCAAGAGCAGGAAAAUGGACUCAUUAGGGAGGCAGGCAGUCAUUACCACUCACACUGUACUUCCAGGGAGACACCGAUUAUAAGAAGAGAAACUCAGCGCUGGGGAAGAAGACAAAUAAAAAGAAGUGUCAAGAAUUGCCUUUGGAACUCUGAAGGCUGAAGGUUUAGAGCUCUUUUAUGGAGUCACUGUACCCCCAGGCCCAGGCUGACCACACUGACCUCAACGUUGGAAUCAUCCUGCAGCACUGGUCUCAGAAGGGCAAUGCUGAUCAUGUUUACAGGCCACCAGGAAACUGAACUGCCAUUGAGAGAAUCUCUAUGCUGAAUCAUUUUAUCUGCAUAACAAAAGUGAAUACCUGAUAAAUUGCAAGUUUGUGCCCUACAGCUGCACGACUGCCUGAAGUUACAUUUAGAGACUGAAAUCACUGCACCUUAAAAACAAAAGAUUGAGCUGCACUGUAUUCCUAAUGUUUCAUCAUUACUAACAGGAUAUUCCUCAUGAUAUUGCUGUCUGAUCUUUGACCAUCAGUCUGUGACUUGCCCCUUCUCUUUACAUGCAGCCGCUCUCUGUUCCCUGCCCCAAUGAACAUCUGCACUAGGCCCAAGCCUUGGAGUAAUUUACCUGAAGAGUGACACCAUUUAUUUUGAAACUACUAUGAGGAAACUGAAGCCCAGAGAGGUGAAGUGAGGUGCCCAAGGCCACACAGCAAGUUAGAGGCACAGCUAGUACCGUAGCUCAAGUCUCCUGACUCCCAGUCCAGUGCUCCUCCCAUUACUCCACGAGUCCUGUCUCUAAGCUUCCUGACAAAUGCUAGAACGGAAGAAACCCAAGACAGCUGAAAACCAGAAGGCAUCUGAGGAGAAUGAGAUUACUCAGCCGGGUGGAUCCAGCGCCAAGCCGGGCCUUCCCUGCCUGAACUUUGAAGCUGUUUUGUCUCCAGACCCAGCCCUCAUCCACUCAACACAUUCACUGACAAACUCUCACGCUCACACCGGGUCAUCUGAUUGUGACAUCAGUUGCAAGGGGAUGACCGAGCGCAUUCACAGCAUCAACCUUCACAACUUCAGCAAUUCCGUGCUCGAGACCCUCAACGAGCAGCGCAACCGUGGCCACUUCUGUGACGUAACGGUGCGCAUCCACGGGAGCAUGCUGCGCGCACACCGCUGCGUGCUGGCAGCCGGCAGCCCUUUCUUCCAGGACAAACUGCUGCUUGGCUACAGCGACAUCGAGAUCCCGUCAGUGGUGUCAGUGCAGUCAGUGCAAAAGCUCAUUGACUUCAUGUACAGCGGCGUGCUACGGGUCUCGCAGUCGGAAGCUCUGCAGAUCCUCACGGCCGCCAGCAUCCUGCAGAUCAAAACAGUCAUCGACGAGUGCACGCGCAUCGUGUCACAGAACGUGGGCGAUGUGUUCCCGGGGAUCCAAGACUCGGGCCAGGACACGCCGCGGGGAACUCCCGAGUCAGGCACGUCAGGGCAAAGCAGCGACACGGAGUCGGGCUACCUGCAGAGCCACCCACAGCACAGCGUGGACAGGAUCUACUCGGCACUCUACGCUUGCUCCAUGCAGAAUGGCAGCGGGGAGCGCUCUUUUUACAGCGGUGCAGUGGUCAGCCACCACGAGACUGCACUCGGCCUGCCCCGCGACCACCACAUGGAAGACCCCAGCUGGAUCACCCGCAUCCAUGAGCGCUCGCAGCAGAUGGAGCGCUACCUGUCCACCACCCCCGAGACCACGCAUUGCCGCAAGCAGCCCCGGCCUGUGCGCAUCCAGACCCUAGUGGGCAACAUCCACAUAAAGCAGGAGAUGGAGGACGAUUACGACUACUACGGGCAGCAAAGGGUGCAGAUCCUGGAGCGCAACGAAUCCGAGGAGUGCACGGAAGACACAGACCAGGCAGAGGGCACCGAGAGUGAGCCCAAAGGUGAAAGCUUCGACUCGGGCGUCAGCUCCUCCAUAGGCACCGAGCCUGACUCGGUGGAGCAGCAGUUUGGGCCUGGGGCGGCGCGGGACGGCCAGGCUGAACCCGCCCAACCUGAGCAGGCUACGGAAGCCCCUGCCGAGGGUGGUCCGCAGCCAAACCAGCUAGAAACAGGUGCUUCCUCCCCGGAGAGAAGCAAUGAAGUGGAGAUGGACAACACUGUUAUCACUGUCAGCAACAGCUCUGACAAGAGCGUCCUGCAACAGCCUUCGGUCAACACGUCCAUCGGGCAGCCAUUGCCAAGUACCCAGCUCUACUUACGCCAGACAGAAACCCUCACCAGCAACCUGAGGAUGCCUCUGACCUUGACCAGCAACACACAGGUCAUUGGCACAGCUGGCAACACCUACCUGCCAGCCCUCUUCACUACCCAGCCCGCGGGCAGUGGCCCCAAGCCUUUCCUCUUCAGCCUGCCACAGCCCUUGGCAGGCCAGCAGACCCAGUUUGUGACAGUGUCCCAGCCCGGCCUGUCGACCUUUACUGCACAGCUGCCAGCGCCACAGCCCCUGGCCUCAUCCGCAGGCCACAGCACAGCCAGUGGGCAAGGCGAAAAAAAGCCUUACGAGUGCACUCUCUGCAACAAGACUUUCACCGCCAAACAGAACUACGUCAAGCACAUGUUCGUACACACAGGUGAGAAGCCCCACCAAUGCAGCAUCUGUUGGCGCUCCUUCUCCUUAAAGGAUUACCUUAUCAAGCACAUGGUGACACACACAGGAGUGAGGGCAUACCAGUGUAGUAUCUGCAACAAGCGCUUCACCCAGAAGAGCUCCCUCAACGUGCACAUGCGCCUCCACAGGGGAGAGAAGUCCUACGAGUGCUACAUCUGCAAAAAGAAGUUCUCUCACAAGACCCUCCUGGAGCGACACGUGGCCCUGCACAGUGCCAGCAAUGGGACUCCCCCUGCAGGCACACCCCCAGGUGCCCGCGCUGGCCCCCCAGGUGUGGUGGCCUGCACGGAGGGGACCACUUACGUCUGCUCCGUCUGCCCAGCAAAGUUUGACCAAAUCGAGCAGUUCAACGACCACAUGAGGAUGCAUGUGUCUGACGGAUAAGUAGUAUCUUUCUCUCUUUCUUAUGAACAAAACAAAACAACAACAAAAAACAAACAAACAAAAAAGCUAUGGCACUAGAAUUUAAGAAAUGUUUUGGUUUCAUUUUUACUUUCUGUUUUUGUUUUUGUUUCGUUUCCUUUUGUACUACAUGAAGAACUGUUUUUUGCCUGCUGGUACAUUACAUUUCCGGAGGCUUGGGUGAAUAAUAGUUUUCCCAGUCUCCCUCGGAUGGUGGCCUUAAGGCCUGGUAGUGCUUCAGGAGGUCCACUGGUUGGAUCUCUAGCUACUGGCCUCUAAAUACAACCCUUCUUUACAAAAAAAUCUUUUAAAAAAAAAGUAAAAAAAAAAAAAAAAAUUUCCACUUGUGAAGAGCACUACAAAAAUUAUAUAACAAAAUCUAAAAGGCCUACUGUCUUUAAGUACACCGCUUGCAGUGUUUCAGUGGACAUUUUCACAAUUCUGGCCGCUUGGACUUCACAGUAACCAGUUAAAACUGUGGAAUAUCACUUCUGGUUGAAAACCCAGAGGAAAGGCCCUGCUGUUUUCCACCUACCACGUUGUCUGAUUUCAUAAAAGGGCUGUGGGGGUGGGAAGGGCAGUGGGUUCGGUGGUGUGGGAAAGAAAGACGAAUGGCAGGCUUCUCCCCCAGAUUCUGCCCGGGUCCACACACCCUGGCCCACCUUUUCCAUAUCCCCCUCUUGCAGCAGAAGCCAGGAAGACUUGGACAAGCAACAAGCAACAGUGGCUAUCGUAUUUAUUCAGUGUCUUCGCUGAGCCACAGCCUCAGCACAAUCAAGAGGGACUUUCAUGAAAGGCAGGAAUGCGGAUAAAACAAAGAUAUCAGAAAUGUGCACCUAUGUUUCUAGGUACAAGAGAAGGAUUAUUUCCAACAAUCUUUGCAAAAAAAAAAAAAAAAGUGUCAGGAUAUAUUCUUGUGGAAGAGAAAAAGAAAGAGAAAUGGAGGGUGGGGGGAACAAUAAAAAGUUCUUGAGGCUUUUUUAAUUCAAAAUUUUAUAGAGGGGCAAAAGUGACGUUUACCAGAUAGAAUGCUGAUUUUUUUAAUAUAUUUACAACAGUAUUUGUGUAAAAAAAAAACAAAAAAAGUGAAAUUGUUAAAAGUAAUUUUUUUUCAUUUUGGUUUUGCAUACACUGCCACCAAUUCCUUCUCUUUUAUUUUAUUUCACACACAUAUAUAUAUUUUUUGGUAAGUCAAGACUGUUAAGGUUAGCGAUACUGCUUCCAGAUAGAAAGAAUAAAAGGCAACUAUAGUUAUAUUUGAAAGAGAGGAAGGAUAUUUUCUUCAUAUUUUUUUUAAUUUUUCUUAAUUUUUAUUAUUUUAAGUAUUGCCUGGGUUGAUGAGGGCCUCUGUGGCCAGCCCAUCCCUGCUGUAAUUUGAAUUGCUGCUUUGUAUUUUGAUAUGUAGUUCUUUGACUUUAGCAAGCUUAAGUUGCCCCACUGAAUAAUUUUUUUCAACUGAUCCAUCUAGAAUUCUGUUCUUUUUCAUGGAAGAGACUUUAUCUUUCAGAGAUUGCUUGCUUCUCCAAAAUUUCAUUGAGAUCUUACAAUUCUAGAAUUUCUAUUGACUCUACUUUUUUUCUUGGUGAAACACUAGUAGUCUAGAAGUCUUGAUAAAUGGGGUCUUUUCUUUUGUGAUCAGCCAGGAAGAGGAGUUCAUAAAACUCUGCCAUAGCUCCUCACCCUUCCCAACUGCAAAGAGCAUCAUUAUGAGAAGCCUGUUACAGAUCAAGAUGCAUUGAUGCCAAAAUUACUUUUUUCCUUUCAAGUAUCACCUUCUGACUAUUUCCACCAUGGUUAAGAGGGCUAAAUAAGAUGAUCAUUCUUUAGAUGACUAAUUAAUGCUUGCUUCCUAGAGAGGUUUUAGGGAAAUUAAAAAAUUCCCAGAUGCCAACAUCCACUAUUCAAAAGACCACCAAUCUAUUGCAUCAUACCAGAUGCCACUCUCUCUUCCUAGUUGGGAUUUCUCUCCUCGGUCCUGAUCAAGGUAUUAUAAUAGAGAUAUUUUCAUUAUAGACAGUGUCCUGAAGGGAUUCCAGCUCAAAUAUAGGAUUUCUUAAACCUAGCUAAAACUCCCAAAGUGAUUUCAUUGCUGGGCAUAUUUUAACACACUUAGGGGAAAGCAAACCUUUAAACAAAGCAAAACACCAAACUACAGUUUUAAAAAGAAGAAAGGAGAGAGUAUUUUAGUUUCAAAAUUACAUUACAUUUUAAUUUAAUUUUCCUUCUAAUUUUCCUGUCAGCAUUUUAUUUACAAAAACUGUGCAGCAAACGAGGGAAAAUCUUCCAACACAAACAACUCUGUAAUGACUAAAUUGGUUUUAUUCAUAUAUUUCAGACAUUUGGUUAACUUGGAUCUUUUUCAUAAGUUCUUUGUGACGCUUAGUAAGGUUAGUGUAACUGAAGUGUUUGUGAGUUUGAUUUGGUCCCACAGUGCUUAAUUCAGUGGAUAUUUUGCUAGAAGUUUUAAUGUACACUUGGGUGGUUAACUGACUAUUGAGUAUAACCUAUUGUGAUUUUUAAGAGGAGUCCUACCAAGAACUGUGUGUCCAAAACUGACCUGUUUUAACAGCUAGUGAGGAACAGCUUCCAAAAUAAAGUAAGUUCAUUUUUCUAUUGCUAAUUUUGCUUUUUAAAAUAUCAGUGUUGUAAAACUAAUAUUUCCACUUACCACCAAUAGAGGGAGCAUUAGUUAAUUAACUAUGUCAUGGAAUUGUUUUGGUAUUUUGGAAAACAAGUGAUUCCACCCAUAAAAUAAAAAGAGAAGAUUGACCUUAAGAAAAAAACUCUUAAAGCUAGAAGAUAAUGACAUGAAAUCACUCAAUACAUGUUACAAAGGAAAGAAGGCCAAAAACCACUUUGAAAUAUGUUUAACUGUUUAACAGUAGUAGACUUGAAAGUGUCUUUGUUCAAAUUUAGCAAAGUAGGAAGAAUUUUCACUAAUACCUCCUGAAAAGUUGAUCUUAGGUGCCAUUAUGGGCCACAUGUAGCUUUCUGUUUCUCAAAUCUGAGAUAGACCCAUUUGCCUUAAUGCUGAUUUGCCAUGUAAAAUGCUAAGCAAUUGGGUUAGAAUCCACCUUUUCUUUUGGUAGAACAUGUAGAGAAAAAGCUGCAGGUGACUUGAAACCCUGAGGAGUCUUAUCAUCCUUUCCCUGUAAAGGAAGUGUCUCUUUAAAAAAAGUGGAGGGGAGAGGGGGUGGAGGAUCCCUAAAGAAUUCUUAAUGAGGUGAUAUAAUCAUUGUAGUCCAUGACAAAAUGGACUAGCCAGGUUCGCAUAGCAGUAGACAUAUUUCUACUGUAUGUUUAUCCUUCCCAAACAUGUCACAUUCUAAAAUAGUUGACAAAUUAUUUUGUGGAAAGAGGAAGAAGCUGGAUUAGAGUGGCAGAUCUAAUCUGGAGGAGCAAAGAGGUAGUUGUUUAUUGCUAUGUUCCUGGCCCAUCAAAUGGCCACUUUCCAAACUGACGUUUUAGGAAAUAAACCAAUCUGGACCUGUUUCAAAAGGAUGGAGAUGCUUUUAGAUUGUCGGUUCUCACUUUUAAAUUAAACAAUCACAAAUAUCUUUAGAAAUAGGGAAAGACAUUUGCUUCAAAAUGAGAGAAUGAGUGUGGAUAUUUUUAAUUUUUUUGUUUCAAGUCCUACAGUCAUCUUACAUUUGGAACUUCAUGGUAGGGUGAUAUCAGUGCAAAAAAAAAAAUUCUUUCUAGUAGCCAGGAAACAGAUAGAUAAGAUAAAAGCAAAUGUUCCAGAUUUAAGACUUCUUAGGAUGAGUACAAGGAAGAAGAACUAGUAUGGAAAGGACACUUUUUAGCAAUUUAUAAUUUUAUAAUGGAAUUUGCCAAACAAGGGAAAGGAAAAAAAGUGAAAGGGGAAUUUUUAUCUCAAGAUAUUUAGAUAUGGUUAUAAAAAAUAAUAUUUUCUAGCACUAAAAACAUUGGUAUUAUCUCAGCAUCAUGGGCAAUUUUUCCUUAUUAAAUGCCAACAUUUGUACAAAAAAGGCCCCCAAAUGUGUGAAAUAUGAUCCUGAAAAAGAAAAUAAUUAGAAUACAUGGAUCUGAUAGAACUCUACACAGGGGGAAAAACUGAGAAACAAGCUAAGCAAAAAAAAAAAAAAAAAAAAAAAAAAAAUCUGAAAUGAAAAUCUCUGUAUCAAAAUGGUUUCCUGUAUAUUUUAAUUGAGUGGUAAACUUUAGCUCCCAAUAACAGUCUUAAAGACUAUAAACUGUUCUCUUCCCAAAUUCCUAAUGCUUUGAAUCUAUUUGUGCCAUGAUUAAGUGUGCUGGAUAGUUUCCUGCUCAUAUUCUAGCCGCAAUUCAUUCCUAGUCAUCUUAGAGAUCACAGUAGCUCUUAGCCUUAGAAAGACUUGGGUUUGCUGUAUUUAAAAGUCAUAAGGGUUUUAUUUUGCAUCACCAAAAUAUUCUGUAAGUUCCAAAAAUACUCUUUUUCAACCCAUGAACAGUAAGAAUUUGUGAAUUCUGCAAAUGAAAAGAGAAAAUUUUCCUCCAGGUAUGUUUGUUUCAUAUUCAGUCCUAAAGCCUUGAGCUAUAUGUACUUCCCUCGCACAAGCACACCAGCUGUCUGUGCUCUGCCCAUGCCCAAAACUCAAUGUUUUCUCUCAGCACAGAAGUCAGAAAUGCCGUAUGCCCCUUAUAAAACCCCUUCGAUUCCUGAGAAAACAUAGUAAAAGCUUAUGUCGCUUCCUUGUUGGGGCUCCUCCAUAAUGCUCCAACACCUGUGACCCCUAGGAAAACAGGGAGCAAGGUAGAUCUGGCCAGGAGUCACAGGAUAUACACCCAUUCUAGAGCUUUCCUCUGUUGUUCUAGAAGAUGUUAUUUGGUUAGUUGGGGCUGGGAGCAGGGGAUACAUGUUUCUGCAGAAAAGGUAUCAGAUAAUCAAAUCAGGUCUGCCUCUGCUAUAGCCAGUGUGCUGCUGCAUCAAAAGGGAACAAAAGGAAGGUGCACCUAAGAGCAGACACAACCCAAGAUGCCCUUGAGAUUUAGGAGAACAGGAGGGUGCCCUUUCUGUUGUGACCUGACUCUUAAAAGAAAUCUUCUAAAAGAAUUCUUUAAUUUGGUAAUGAGUUGAAGUCCAGGGUAAUGGAAGCUCUAGGGCAGAGAACAAAAGAAUUGCAAAAUGUAUUCAGCACCAAACAAUGCUAAACCAAGAAACAUCCAAUCACAAAACUAGGAAGUUUGGCAAGAAGUGGUUAGAGAAAUCUCUGGGCUUUUCCAUGGGUAGGGUCGACAGACUCUCUUUUGAGUGAUUUCUGGCUCUGAGAAACCUCUUUACUCACUGGAAAAGAACUUUAUUUAAAUGGCCAAUUUUGUUCCUCAGAAAAAGAAAUUAAAAAAAAAAAUAGGACACUGAAGACAGAACCAUGUGACUUGGUGACAAACAAAAGGAAGGGUGCACUAGAAUUUCAAUAGGCUCCCUAAUUCCAUAGAAAAAGCAAAGAACCCAAUGCCUCCUGAGCCUGCAGUGCAUGAAGAGAGUGCUUGAGCUGACCCAGCCACCAGGCUUUCUGGGGCUAGACAUAACUUCCUACUGGAGCAGCAGCAGCCUCUUUCCCCUCUUUGUGUUUUCAUGAAGAAAAUGGCUGUUCUCUUAGGUACCCAGGAAACAGAUUACAUGGGGCAAACUUUCAAAAGCAAUCUCUACCUUGGUACUCAGGCUACAUAUAGAGGCAGAAAAGGGGCAUGGAAGAGCCCUUGCUCUUGAGAGAGAAUAUUUUCAUAUUCCCAAGGGCUUUCUGUGUAGAGUUUCUAUUUCUGAUAUCACUUAAACCUUUAUAAGAGAAAAGGCUGUGGUGACUCAGUGUUCCUGUAAACUCAGAAUGUGGAAAUUACUAAUCCAAAGCAUCAUUUCUAGCACUGAGUAUCAAGAUGAUCUAGCCUGACCAAAAUAUUCCAAAGACUUUUUUAAGUCUCUGAAGAUUUUUUUUUUGUCCUUUAACACUGAGUCUAUAGCAGUUAGCAGUGUACCUUAGCAGAUCCCCAGGAAUGGUUCUAGAAUAGUAGGGUUUGUUUCCAUCCUUUUUAGAGUGAAGAGGUAGAAAAUUAGGGCUACGUAGUGUGGGUUCUUUUUCAGAACUAUGUGUUUUCUCCUCACUGCAUGAGGGGUAAAAAUGCCGUGGGUUGAAACAAGAAACAUCAUCUUUUUACACCACUGACUAAAACACCUGCCAUUCCAGUGGUUUCUUCAGGCCCCACCUUUUGCUCCAUAAACUGUAGACUUUCAGACUGAAAUCUAAUCUUAAGUGACCUCAAUUAAGGUAUUUUCACAAGAGGCUACUUAUAGUAUAGCAUUAUUGCCUUAAAUCAGAAAGCCCUGGGAAGAGGACAAGAGAUACAGAAAUGAGAAAGCUCUGAAGUUAUAGGCAUUUCUUGCUGUUUAAUAGUUACAGUAUCACAAAAAUAAGCCCUAUUCGUGAUGGAGGACUAUGGAAAUAGUGACUUCUUGGGGAGGCACCAAACUUCUCUAGAACUGACUACUCUCAGAUAGUGGCUGCUAUUUCCUAUUCUAUUUCAGUGACAUAGGUCAGGGCUGAAUGUAAAAUGGACAUCAUAGUACUAAAUAGAAUCCUAGAAAAUGCAAUCACAGGUGCCUGGGAGUACUAGGUUUAUAAACAUUUCCUUAACACGGAGAACAAUCCCAGCAAAACGCUUUCUUUAUCUAUAGCAUAUAUCUCUAAACUUUUUUUUCCCUCAGUUUUAGAGAGCAUCUCUUUUAUCUGGUGGUUCUUUGUUUAAAUGCAAACUCGUAACUUUCAAGUCUUCGGUGCAAGAGCAUAAUCUGCAGAUCAUAGGCAAAAAUCUAGCCACAGUCCUGAGAGUCCCAGCUUCUGGGAUGCCCAAUGAGGGUAUAAAAGUCCCUACUAACCCUCUUUCAAAUUCAGAGGUUUCUUUGGUUUAGAAUGCCUCAAUGAGAUUUUGAUACCUCCAAGAG
Messenger RNA from Rhinopithecus roxellana (golden snub-nosed monkey), 9996 nucleotides. It is a transcript of the gene ZBTB20, whose product is annotated as zinc finger and BTB domain containing 20. The transcript is spliced from 13 exons. The record is from RefSeq and is a predicted model, not a curated record. Gene Ontology annotation, molecular function: RNA polymerase II cis-regulatory region sequence-specific DNA binding; protein binding; DNA-binding transcription factor activity, RNA polymerase II-specific. NCBI's taxonomy places the organism in Eukaryota, Metazoa, Chordata, Mammalia, Primates, Cercopithecidae. Bases 813 to 3038 code for a protein of 741 amino acids. Gene Ontology annotation, biological process: regulation of transcription by RNA polymerase II.